This is a messenger RNA of Oncorhynchus masou masou (cherry salmon), 1012 nucleotides long. RefSeq names its product guanine nucleotide exchange factor VAV3-like. Gene Ontology annotation, biological process: regulation of GTPase activity; cell migration; intracellular signal transduction. The coding region runs from base 68 to 1012 and encodes 314 amino acids. Gene Ontology annotation, cellular component: plasma membrane; cytoplasm. The record is from RefSeq and is a predicted model, not a curated record. NCBI's taxonomy places the organism in Eukaryota, Metazoa, Chordata, Actinopteri, Salmoniformes, Salmonidae. Gene Ontology annotation, molecular function: guanyl-nucleotide exchange factor activity. The transcript is spliced from 11 exons.
CUUCACAUUCAUAUCUAUUGACUACACUUCACUCACGUAUUGCCUCUUCUUCUCUCCCACCAAGGUGAUGGAUACUCUGUCCAUGCUUUCCUUCUCCACGGUCGCACAACAGGCAGGAAUCAAGCCCUUUCCAACAGAGGAGAGUCUGAAAGACGAGGAUAUUUACAGUCAUCUGAAGGACCUGAUUGAUGAGAAUGUUCUAGAGGAUGAGGAAGAGUUGUAUGCUCCAGUCUACGGGUUGGAUGACACCGAUGAAGGAGGAGAGAUCUAUGAAGACCUGAUGAGGACCGAACAGCACCCUACACUGAAGCAGGCUGAGAAUGUGAGAAGCUGCUGCCUCUCAGAGAUCAAACAAACAGAGGAGAGAUACACAGAGACCCUGGAGUCUAUAGAGAAGUACUUUUUGAAUCCACUGAAGAAAUUUUUCACUGCGUCAGAAAUCGACAAGGUUUUCGUCAACAUCCCUGACCUGGUGAAAGUCCAUAAGAGUCUGAUGGUGGAGGUGCAAGAGUCCAUUCUCAACAAGAACGCCUUAAACCUCUACCAGGUCUUCAUUGCCUAUAAGGACAGGCUACUCAUUUAUGGAAUCUACUGCAGCAACGUUGAGAUAUCCAUCACAGUGUUGGACUUUAUUUGUAAGGAGAAAGAGGACGUACGACUAAAGCUAGAGGAAUGUUCUAAAAGAGCCAACAAUGGGAAGUUCACUCUGAGAGAUCUACUGGUGGUUCCCAUGCAGAGAGUCCUCAAGUACCAUCUCCUACUACAGGAGCUGGUCAAACACACCCCCGACGCAGCCGACAAGAACAACCUGAAGAUGGCUCUGGAUGCCAUGAAGGACUUGGCUCAGUAUGUCAACGAGGUGAAGAGAGACAAGGAGACUCUGAAGGAGAUCAACCAGUAUCAACGCUCCAUCGAGAACCUGAACCAGCCCCUGGAGAGCUUCGGACGGCCCAAGGGGGACGGAGAGGUCCGAAUGGUGUCUAAUGUUGACAAGAAGAAACAGGACAGGUGA